CUUUAUACACAAAGCAAUUCCACUUCUUCUUCUUAUUCCCCUUUGACGCCGAUAUGAAAAAGCAAGAUAGAAGAUCUUGUAACUGAAUGUACAUUUAAACAUAAAAUUACAGAAGCGCUUUUAUACCAAGAGAGUUUACAUAUUUAACCAGUUUUCCCGAGGACAGUGUUGAAGGCGGAUCUACGGAACACAACUGCACAAUAAUUUAGGUCGAAGUAUUAGGUACCUCUCGUUGCUUAAUACAUUCGGCCACAAACAGAGAGACCAUUAACACAAAUAUCUAUGCUGCUAUCAUUCAGUCGACGGUCCGUGUAGAAUUGAUAUACCUAACUGAAAUUUGGUGGUCCAGUCAGUACAUAACGGUGCUUCGUUCAAUAAACUGUAACGAGUUCUUGGUUAAUAACUUUCAACAUUUAACAUGGAAAAAUUUCUUAUUUUGAAAGACAAUACCCGAAAGGUACGACGUUUCAAUUUAAGCGGCCGUACUUUGGAAUUUAAGUUAAAGCCCAUACCUAAAGAUGCCAACCCCAUACACUGGACAAAAGAAGCAAUCACACAAAUUGUUCAUAAAGGUGUAGAAGGAUUGUCUCCACAUGAUAUGGUGGGUUUUUCCUUUUGUUCUAAAGAUUUUAAGAAUGGCGAAGGAUGGUUGCAAUUUCGAACUGCUGGCGAGCUUUCUGUUGGUGACAUUUGGAAGAUGAUAUCCUCAAUUUAUCAGUCCAACUCUAGCGGAUUAAAUACUGAAACGUUUUGUCUUCGAGUAACAUCUGUGCGUUUACCCUCUGGAAACGGUAGACCUCGAACGUACAACAGCUAUACGGAGGAGUGUAGUAGACGCCGCGGUAUUGUGGUUAUAAAAAACAAAGAUAAUCUCUGCCUACCCCGCGCCUUGAUCGUUGGAAAAGCACACGCGGAUAAAGACUCUGAUUAUAAUCGCAUUCGCGAUAGAGCUACUGUGCAAAAGGCUAGAGCUCAACAGCUGGUUCAAGAAGCAAAUGUAAUAAUACCAUCAGGCGGUUGUAGUAUAGAAGAACUACGAGGAUUUCAGCAAUAUUUGGUUGAUUAUAAGAUUACAGUGUAUCAACACAAUACCAAAGGCAGGGAAGUGGUGUUUGAAGGUCCCGAAAUGAAUAAAAAAAUAAAUCUGCUUUACGACGACAAUCAUUUCAACGUGAUUACUUCAUUAACGGCUGCUUUCGCGUGCAGCUAUUAUUGCGAACCCUGUCAUACACCGUUCGAUCACAAAAACAACCACCGAUGUGAGGUUACGUGUGCUGCGUGUCAACAAACACCAGCAUGUUCACCAGAUGGAGAUAUCAAAAUUAAUUGCGAAAAAUGUAAAAGAGUGUUUCGGGGAAAAACGUGUUUUGAAAAUCACAAAGUACAUAAUAUAUGCUCCCAAAUUAGUCGUUGUGAAAACUGUUUUGCUAUAUACCGCAACACCAGGAACCAUAUCUGUGGAGAGGUGUUUUGUAAGACGUGUAACUGCCAUGUAGAAAGGGAUCACCUCUGUUAUAUGCCUAUAGAUAGAGGUACCCCGAAAAUAGAGAAUACGCUUUUUGUGUUUUACGAUUUAGAAACUAUGCAAGAGCAAAAAUUGUCAAAUGGCUCUCUUUUACAUCAACCUAAUCUGUGUGUGUUCGUACAGUGCUGUGACAAGUGUAUAAACGAAAAGAAACUAUAUUUUUGUCAAAAGUGCGGUUUUCGGCAAAAAAUAUUGACCGCUGAUGUAAUACCGACAUUUAUGGUACACAUCUUAAACAUGAGAAAAAAAUUCAAAAACAUUAUCGUCGUUGCUCACAAUGGUGGCGGUUUCGAUCAUCAGUUCAUUUUAAACUACGUUCUAACACAAACCGACCUAAAACCAGACUUGAUAAUGAGAGGAACUAAAUUGAUUUCUAUGAUGUUAGAGAAUAUUAAAUUUCUUGAUUCCUUAAACUACUUUCAAAUGGCACUGAGUAAAUUACCUAAAGUUUUCGGUUUAAAAGAGCUAAAGAAAGGCUACUUUCCACAUUUGUUCAACAUAACAGAAAACCAAAAUUAUAUAGGCCCAAUUCCACCCAUAGAAACCUUCGACCCAGAUAACCUCAGGUGCAACGAGAGACAAGAAUUGAUGGAAUGGCAUGCGGGAAAGAUAGCUGAAAAUUACGUGUUUAACUUUAAAGAAGAACUUAUAGAAUAUUGUGUAUCCGAUGUAGAUAUAUUAGCACAGUCGUGCCUCAAAUUUAGACAAUUGAUGAUAAAGGAGGGAAAUGUUUGUCCCUUUACAGAAAGUGUCACACUACCGGGGGCGUGUAAUAAAAUAUUCCGUCGCGGGUUUAUGACACCAAACACCAUAGGAUUAAUACCAAAGGGUGGUUACAGACAUUGUGACAACCAAUCGAAAAUUGCUACACGGUGGUUACUAAUAGAAGAGUGCAAACGCCAAGUUGAUAUAGUACAUUCCGCUAAGCAGAAAGAAGCCAGAGUUGCAGGUGUAAAAGUUGAUGGUUUUUGUGUCGAAACCAAUGAAGUAUACGAGUUCUACGGAUGUUACUAUCAUGGCUGUCCUAAGUGCUUCAAACAUGCAAGAAACGUACCUCUAUCGGAUAAUACAGCGGAGACGCUUGAGUACCGUUAUGAAGCCACACUAGCAAAAUCAAAUAGAUUAAAAGAAUUGGACUACUCGGUUAUCGAGAUGUGGGAGUGUGAUUUUCGACGGUUGAUGACAAAGGAACUGUAUAAUUAUACGGAAACACACCCUAUAAUGUCCUAUUCACCACUCAACCCAAGAGAUGCAUUUUAUGGAGGGCGAACAGGUAACGUGAAAUCGUUUUACAAAGCAAAGCAAGAUGAACAAAUAAAAUACGUCGAUUUUACCUCCCUCUACCCCUAUGUUAAUAAAUACUGUAGUUACCCUAUAGGACACCCCACAGUAUAUAUUGGAGGGGACUGUGGUAAAUUAAAUCUUGAAACGAUAGAUGGAUUAAUUAAAUGCAAAGUGUUACCACCACAGUCAUUAUUCCAUCCGGUGCUGCCUGUAAAAAUGAAUAAAAAAUUAAUGUUUGUUCUUUGUCGUUCAUGCGGUGAGAGUUUCAACCAAGGGUCUUGUAAACAUAACGACGAUGAGCGCGCGUUAACAGGAACUUGGGUGAUAGAUGAAGUUAAGAAAGCUAUCGAAAAAGGAUACAAACUCUUAGUAACUUAUGAGAUAUGGAAAUACGACACCGAACAGUAUAACAGAAACACUAAAACUGGUGGGUUGUUUAAUGGGUAUAUAAAUAAAUUUUUGGGUAUUAAACAACAAAGUUCCGGAUGGCCAUCUAAUUGUGACACUCCAGAAAGAAAAGACAAGUAUGUUAAAGAGUAUUACGAAACCGAAGGUGUUCUACUUGAUCCUACCAAAAUUGAAAAAAAUCCUGGUUUGCGACAGUUAGGAAAAUCGGUGAUUACUUCAUUUUGGGGAAAACUAGGACAACGUGAGAAUCAGAGUAAAACCACCAUUAUCAGACAGUCUGGCGAAUUCUACAAUAUCAUUACAAAUCCUUCAAUUGAUAUAAAUUCUGUUUUGCCAAUUAAUGAAGAAACGCUACUUGUUAACUGGGAAUAUAAAGAAGAAGCUUACAAUCCUUUGUCGACGGUGAAUGUUGUUCUUGCCGCCUACACAACUGCUCAUGCGCGAUUAAAGUUAUAUGAAUAUUUGGAACGGUUGGACGAUAGGGUUCUUUACUACGAUACAGAUUCGAUAAUCUACGUUUCGGCUCCGGAACUGUACGAUCCACCACUAGGUCAAUUUUUUUGGGCGAGUUAA
This is a messenger RNA of Photinus pyralis (common eastern firefly), 3790 nucleotides long. RefSeq lists its product as uncharacterized. The transcript has 3 exons. Gene Ontology annotation, molecular function: DNA-directed DNA polymerase activity; nucleotide binding; DNA binding. Gene Ontology annotation, biological process: DNA replication. The record is from RefSeq and is a predicted model, not a curated record. The coding region runs from base 419 to 3790 and encodes 1123 amino acids. Lineage: Eukaryota; Metazoa; Arthropoda; Insecta; Coleoptera; Lampyridae.